AUGUUGCGAAACCCCGCGGGGUCCUGGACAUGCAGCGACGGUGACGACUGCAGGCCCGGUCUGCCAGCGUACAUCACACUGCUCCGCGUAAAAGGACAUCACGAGCUCAACUUCCUCACCGCGCUGCACUGGACCUCGUUCUCGCGCGCCAGCGAACCCAUCAAUGAAGCGGUGCUAUGCUCACCCCACGGCAUGCAGACGCACACGCCCGCCCUGCAAACGCUGCUGCAGCGCCUGCGCUCUCCGCACCGCACUCUAGCGCUGCUACACGGGCUGAAGGAGUCCUGGACGUGGGGAUGGCAGACGACGUUCGGUGCGAGAAGUGGGCUGGAGCUGUUCAGGGCGGGCCAAGCGCGCUACUGGAUCGGUACGCAUGACGACCGGCUGCGGUAUGAGGGCUUGGUCUGGUAG
Molecule: messenger RNA, 411 nt
Organism: Didymella exigua CBS 183.55
Lineage: Eukaryota; Fungi; Ascomycota; Dothideomycetes; Pleosporales; Didymellaceae
Exons: 2
Coding region: 1-411 (136 amino acids)
Source: RefSeq, a predicted model, not a curated record